AUGCAGAAUAGCGGCACCCGCAUCAACGAGCGCUCGCGACGGAAGCUCCCAGCGCCGGGUACGCCGGCCCGCUUGGUCGUCGAGGCGAAGAAGUCGGCCAGCGCAGCGGCGGCCUUCAUGCGACGCAUGACCGAAGCCGGGAAGAGGGGCAGGUGGCGCGACGUCGUUCCUGCUCUCGAGGAGAUGCGCAGUCUCGGCCUAGUCACCGACGGCCGCCCCUAUACGGUCGCCAUCAAGGCCCUCGGCGACAACGGCAAGACGGAGGAGGCCUUGAAGCUCCUUGAGAGCAUGCGCGAGGGAAGGAUCCCGCCAAACGAGUUUUCCUACACCGCGGCGGCCAGCGCCUGCGCGAAGACCGGAGACUGGAAGGGGGCGCUGAGGCUGCUGGGGCAGAUGAGGGAGAAGGACGGGCUGGAGCCUAACGAGUUCACCUACACAGCGGCGGUGACGGCCUGCGGCCGCGGCGGGAACCUCGAGGCGGCGUUGUCCCUGCUGGACGGCAUGAGGGGGAAGGGCGUCUCCCCGAACUGCUUCACCUACAACAGCGCCAUUCACGCCUGCGCUAGAAAGGGUAAGUGGAAGCUGGCGCUGGAGCUGAUUGAGAGGAUGAAGGCGGACGGGGUGACGCCGAAUCUCACGACGUACUCUAGCGCCGCAGACGCGUGUGCUAAGGGAGGCAAUUGCGUGGCUGCUCUCAAGAUACUGGAGGAAGUCCGCAGCCUCGAUUUUGAAGUCGGAGAGAUCUUGUACAAUUCGGUUAUGGAGGCAUGUGCCGCCGUGGGGCAGACCAAACUGUCGCUUUCACUUCUUGAGACGAUGCGGAAGGACGGUGUGAAGCCGAGUCCGGCGACGUACACGACGGCGAUAACUGCGUGCGGCCGAACCGCGGACUGGAAGCGAGCCCUGCUGCUGCUGGUGGAGAUGAGGAAGUCGUUCCCCUCCCGCGCUCUCGACGUCAACCGGACCGUGGCAGCGGCUGCGGCGGCGGCAGCAGCGGACCAGCGCGAAGGGGAAGUGGAGGUGAUGGGCACCCCCGGCGCAUCAAGACGGCGGGCCGGGAGAAGGCCACCACAGUUCGACACCUCAACAAGUGCGUCAACAGCACCAGUCGCAGCCACAACAACAAGAUCAGACCCACGACUAGCAGCAGGCGGGGGCAGGAGCAAUGCAGGGCACAGAAUAGGGGGGGGGGCGCAUGACGGCAGGAGUCGGGCCACCGCAGGCGGGGGGGGGGCGGGUGACGGGAAAUGGGGCAGGGCGGGGGGCACGGCCGGGCGAGUGGCCUUCCCGGACGGGAGGGGGGCGGCCUCCAACGCGGCCCUCACUUUGUGUGGCAAGGCUGGGAGGUGGGAUCCCCCCCGGGGCUUGCUCGAGGAGAUGCCGUCGUACGGGAUAAUGCCGGACGUGGUCUCGUACAACUCCGCCAUCUCGGCUUGCGGGUACCGUGCAAAGUGGGACAAGGCGGCUGGUCUGCUUGCGGAACUCUGGCUGGCCGGGUUGAAGCCAGACUGCUACAGCUACUCCUCAGCGAUCCACGCUUGUGCGGGAGCAAGCCGCUGGGAGGAGGCCAUGAGUCUGCUCAGGGAGAUGAAGGCAGUCGGGCUUGGUCCGAAUGUCGUGGCCUAUGGAGCGGCCAUGUCGGCGCUGGCCAACGGGAAGCAGUGGGAGGUGGCACUGGAGCUGCUUGACGAGGCAAAUCUGCUCUUUUGUUGCUGGUGUUGCUGUUUGUUUGUUUGGGAGAAGGUGUGUGCCCACCCGGAAGAUUCCGGGAUCCGACCCAACGCUGUCUUGUACGGAGCGGCCAUCCGAGCGUGCUCGGGUGCUGGCAAGUGGCGGGUCGGCUUGGAGUUGCUAGAGAACAUGCACACGGCGUCCGGAGUGACACCGUCGCUGGUGUGCUACAACGCCGCGCUGCACGGCAUGGCCUCCGCGGGGGAGGGCAAGAGGGCCAGGGACCUCAUAGAGACCAUGCAGAGGGGGCCGAGAAUUACGCGGCCCGACCACUACAGCUACAACUCGGCCAUCGCGGCGUGUGGUCCAGGAGGCGAGGUGGCAGAGGCACGGGCACUACUAGAGUGUAUGCGGCAGCGCGGUACCCCGCCGGACGUGUUUAGUUUCAACGGGGUGAUGCAGGCCAACGUUUGGGGUGGUGACUGGGCCGCCGCUCUGGAGCUUCUGGAAGAGAUGAAGAGCGAGGGCCUCAUGCCCGACGUUACCAGCUUCAACAUCGCGGUGCACGCGUGCGCCGUGGGGUGCCAAUGGCAGGCGGCGAUGGACCUGCUGGACGAGAUGGCGGAGGCAGGUCUGGCCAUGGACGCCUUCACCUACGCUCACGCCAUCGAAGCCUGUUGCAACGGGGGCAACCGGAUGACGGCCGUGGCGCUUGUGCGACAGCUGAGGGACAAGGGCAUGCCGCUGCGGAUGGCCACUUACACCGCCAUCACGGAGGCGUUUGGGCCGGACGCGCUGGCCUUGGUCGGUCAAACACCGCCGCCGCCGGAGGCAUUCUUGUACUGAUCGAUGCCUCCCCGGGGUGAUUGUUUGGAUACUGCUCGCUGUGUGAUGGUACCGUUUACGGUACGUGUUUCUCUUUUUUCAAAACGGGGUGCUCGUUCCAUCUGGUGGACAGACCUCAUGAAAACGGUUUUUGGUUGCCAGUUUUGCUGGAUGUGGGACGCUCUCCCUUUCGACGAGCUGGUGGUGGUGCGGGUUGAGGCCGGCUUGGCUACGGCGAGAACCUUCCCUUUUGCCCUUUGCUGGCCGCUGUGGUUUGA
This is a messenger RNA of Ectocarpus siliculosus, 2774 nucleotides long. The record is from the annotation of a GenBank genome assembly. Lineage: Eukaryota; Phaeophyceae; Ectocarpales; Ectocarpaceae.